Molecule: messenger RNA, 863 nt
Organism: Brachypodium distachyon (stiff brome)
Lineage: Eukaryota; Viridiplantae; Streptophyta; Magnoliopsida; Poales; Poaceae
Product: chaperone protein dnaJ 11, chloroplastic
Exons: 1
Coding region: 112-456 (114 amino acids)
Source: RefSeq, a predicted model, not a curated record
CCUUCACGAUCUUGAGCUGCCAUCACUCACCUCCCACCCAACCCAACCCAAACUCAUCACUUCCCUCUCAACUCCCAAGCAAGCGAAAAGAAGCGAUUGUGCAAGUUAAUAAUGGCGGCACCGCCCACGAUGGUGGCCGCGGCGAGGCCGGCGGGCGGAGGCGGGAGCCUGUACGAGGCGCUGCGCGUGGGGCGCGCGGCGACGCAGGUGGAGAUCAGGACGGCGUACCGCGCCAUGGCCAAGCGCCUCCACCCGGACGUCGUCGUCUCCUGCUCCUGCGCCGGAGCCGGAUCAGGAGGAGGGCCCGAGGCGUUCUUGGAGAUCCGGAGGGCGUACGAGACGCUGUCGGACCCGGCGGCCAGGGCGCGCUACGACAGCUCGCUCGGCGUCUUCCGCGGCGCCGGCAACGGCGGGAUGAUGCGGGUGCGGAGGUGGGAGACGGACCAAUGCUGGUGAUCGAUCCGAAUCAAGACAUUGCCUGCAUCCGUGAUCCAUCCCAGAGAAGCUAGCGUGAAUAGAUGGAUCUUGGAUCUAUCUUCGGCUUCGGCGUUGGGUAGCAGUACUAGUAGUAGGCUCGUAGUAUUUCCGCUUGUUUUUUCUUUUAAGCAUAGUAGUGCCACUUGUUGGUAUUGCAGAUGAAGCAGCUUUUUGUGAAUAUACAGGCUUGCAAAUUCUUACAAAUUCUCUUUAGCAUCAGGUACCAAGUCUUCUCGGAGAAAACAAAACAAAGAAGAAGUUCAGUCUUCGGGGCUCUCUUUUUCUCGAGCUGGCCUUCGGGCCCUUUUGUUUCACAUGUUCAACCUCCAACAACAUGGGAAUGGAAAAAAAAAUACAGGAAGUCUCGUGCUUUCUUAAAUCAUGUA